CUUUCUAAUCCAUCUAUCCCCACUUUUUUUUUAAAAAAAAAAAAAAACUAUUAACCACUAUGGCUUCUAAUAUUCUUCGUCGUACUUUUGCUACAUCUGCUUCCAACACUGUCAAGAUUGGUUUGAUUCCUGCUGAUGGUAUUGGUAGAGAAGUUAUUCCUGCUGCUCGUCGCGUUCUUGAAUCAUUAAACUCUGGCCCCAAGUUUGAAUUUGUUGAUCUUGAUGCUGGUUUCGAGCUUUUCCAAAGUACAGGUACCUCUCUUCCUCAAGCCACCAUUGAUAUCUUGAAGAACGAAUGUAACGGUGCCUUGUUCGGUGCUGUCAGCUCUCCUUCUCACAAGGUUGCUGGUUACUCUUCUCCUAUUGUUGCUUUGCGUAAGCAUUUGGAUUUGUAUGCUAAUGUGCGUCCUGUCAAGUCCGUUAACUCUCCUGCUUUCCCUAACCAAAAGUUAUUGGAUAUGCUUAUCAUUCGUGAAAACACUGAGUGUUUGUAUAUCAAGUCUGAAAGAGAAGAAGUUGACCCCGAGACUGGUUUGAGAGUUGCAUGGGCUGAUCGUAAGAUUUCCGAAUACGCUUCUCAACGUAUUGGUAAGAUGGCAUUUGAUAUGGCCUUGACGCGUGAAAAGCUUAGAUCCGAAACACCUGUUGCCAACCGUUUCUGGAAGCAUAACCCUCGUGUCACCAUUGUUCACAAGUCCAAUGUCUUGAGCAUCACUGAUGGUUUAUGGCGUGAGACUGUUCGUGGCGUCAAGGAAAAGAAUGCCGAACUUUACAAGGGAGUUGAUAUGGAAGAGCAAUUAGUGGAUUCUAUGGUUUACCGUAUGUUCCGUGAGCCUGAGGCCUUUGAUGUUGUCGUCGCCCCCAACCUUUAUGGUGACAUCAUCUCUGAUGGUGCUGCUGCUCUUGUCGGUUCUCUUGGUGUUGUUCCUUCUGCCAAUGUUGGUGACAACUUUGUCAUGGGUGAACCCGUUCAUGGUUCUGCUCCUGAUAUUGCUGGUAAGGGUAUUGCUAACCCCAUUGCCUCUAUUCGUUCUGCUGGUAUGUUGUUGGAACACAUGGGUUAUACCUCUCAAGCUCUCAAGAUUUACAACGCCGUUGAUGCUGUCAUGGCUGAUGCUUCUAUUCUUACCCCCGAUUUGGGUGGUAAGAGCUCUACCUCUGAAGUGACCGAAGCUGUUCUUAAGAACCUCCGUGCUUAAAACAUUCACUCAUAGGCAUUGUUAUUCCCCCCUUCCCUCCUCUACUUUUGUAACAUAUAUUAAAAAUUCAAUAGAUUAAAAGAAAACAAAAUCUUCUUGUAUGUCCGCUGUGCGGUGUAUUUAAAUGUGUUGGCAUGAAUAGAGUAUUAAGG
Messenger RNA from Mucor mucedo, 1351 nucleotides. RefSeq lists its product as uncharacterized. Bases 60 to 1199 code for a protein of 379 amino acids. Gene Ontology annotation, cellular component: mitochondrion. Gene Ontology annotation, biological process: tricarboxylic acid cycle; isocitrate metabolic process. The record is from RefSeq and is a predicted model, not a curated record. Gene Ontology annotation, molecular function: magnesium ion binding; isocitrate dehydrogenase (NAD+) activity; NAD binding. Lineage: Eukaryota; Fungi; Mucoromycota; Mucoromycetes; Mucorales; Mucoraceae. The transcript is spliced from 5 exons.